Messenger RNA from Penicillium crustosum, 924 nucleotides. RefSeq names its product sterol desaturase family protein. The record is from RefSeq and is a predicted model, not a curated record. NCBI's taxonomy places the organism in Eukaryota, Fungi, Ascomycota, Eurotiomycetes, Eurotiales, Aspergillaceae. Gene Ontology annotation, biological process: lipid biosynthetic process. The transcript has 3 exons. Bases 1 to 924 code for a protein of 307 amino acids. Gene Ontology annotation, molecular function: oxidoreductase activity; iron ion binding.
AUGGAUAUUUUCCUGGACGUUCUGGAUACAUUGAUCCUCGAUCGGUGCUAUGCAUUACUAUCACCAGACCCAGCAGCAACCUUCAACAAUGAUACUCUCUCCACCGCAAAUUUGAAUCGCCAUGUCCGGGUUUAUUACCCUAUGCAGCCCUCAAAAUGGGCAGAGGCAAGCCUUUGGAAGAGAGAUGACAUUGCUAGACAAGCAUUGUCAUUAUACUUGAUCACAUGGCUUUUCGCAAUGAUCAUGUACCUCCUCGGUAGCCUCCUACUAUACCACACACUGUUCGACAAAAGAUUACUCCAACACCCGCGCUUCCUCCCAAAUCAAAUCAAACUCGAGAUCAACCAAGGCAUCUCUGCGAUUCCCGUAAUGGCCCUCCUCACUGUCCCCUUCUUCCUAGCAGAGAUCCGGGGAUGGUCAAAGCUAUAUGAUUUCACCAGCGACUCUCCAUUCUCCGGAUACACCUUACUGCAAUAUCCAUUAUUUAUCUGCUUCACAGACAGUGGGAUUUACUGGAUCCACCGUGCUCUACAUCACCCGCUCAUCUACCGUUGGCUUCACAAACCACACCAUAAAUGGGCUGUACCGACGCCGUUCGCCAGUUAUGCGUUUCAUCCAUUGGAUGGAUGGUCGCAGAGUUUGCCAUACCAUAUCUACCCGUUCAUUUUCCCUUUGCAGAAAGGUGCAUACCUAGGGCUAUUUAUGUUUGUUACUAUUUGGACAGUACUGAUCCAUGAUGCCGAGUACAUGCCGGCAUCGGCGAUAAUUAACGGCGCGUCUUGUCACACAAUGCAUCACCUGCACUUCAACUAUAAUUAUGGGCAGUUUACAACGGCGUGGGAUCGUAUCGGAGGAACAUACCGGAAACCUAAGGGUGAUAGUUUCAUGGAAAGCCAGCAGAAACUUGGGGACAAGCGUGAUUGA